CAUAGUAAGAAGCGGAACCUUAAUGUGACUGAGGUCUGCAGUCGGAACUUUGACACCCAGCCGUUGCUUCGUCUUGUGGCGGUGCAGAUAAUUAAUUUAGUCGGUAAAAAAUGGCUUCAGUUGAGAAUUUGAGAGAGUUUGUCAACGAGCGACUAUCUGCUGCUGCUGAAGAAAUAUUCGGAGUUUUUAAAAGAACCGUCGUCGAGUACCAGGAAGAGAUCGACCGGCAGCGCAGACUGUUGGAUGUUUUUUGGAAACCCGAAGUGAGGUUACACAGGAUAGAGCUCCCACAGUCACGUGUCUGUAAGGAGGAGGAGCUUCUCUCUGACCAGCAGCUCUGUCUCCAGGAGAGGAAGCCCAGUCUGGACCAAGAGGACCCAGAUCCUCCAGCGAUUAAAGAGGAACAGGAGGAACUCUGCACCAGUCCAGAGGGAGAGCAGCUUGAACCGAAGCAGGAGGCCUUUACGUUGACUCCUACUUGUGAGGAAAGAGGCCACGGUGAAGAUCAACUUCUGGACUCGUGUACUGAUGAAGCUGAGAGUGUGGUACAGGAAACAUCUCUAGAAUACAUUUCAGUUGAAAGCACCGCUGUAGUUGAACUAAACAAUGACCACCAGCUUCUCUCUCACAAUCCUCAUGAAUCUGAUGGCCAAGAUCAGAAAGGAGUAAAACUUAGUUUAACAUCAAACAAGGAACCAGCUUCUCCGGGUGAGAAGCCGUUUUUGUGCAGAGAUUGUGGGAAAUCCUUUCAACUUAAAAAUAGCUUGUUUGCCCACGUGAGAAGAACCCACAGAGUUGAUCAACCAUAUGUAUGCAACACCUGUGGGAAAAGAUUCCCUCAUGAAUCAAUAUUCAAGGCCCAUAAAAGAGUCCAUAGUGAUGAGAAACCCUUUUCUUGUGAACCAUGUGGAAAAGAAUUCAAAUAUAAUAGUGAUUUAAAAGCCCACAUGAGUGUUCACACUGGGGAAAGGCCGUAUUCCUGCCUCACCUGUGGGAAAACAUUCUCUCGGCCAUCAAAUUUGAAGUCUCAUAUAAGAAUUCACAGUGGGGAGAAGCCAUUUUCCUGCAUCACCUGCGGGAAAGCAUUCGCUCAGCCAUCAAAUUUGAGGUCUCAUAUAAUAAUUCAUAGUGGGGAGAAGCCAUAUUCGUGCAUUACCUGCGGGAAAACAUUCUCUCAGAAAUCACUAUUGAAAUCUCAUGUAAGAAUUCAUAGUGAGGAGAAGCCAUAUUCCUGCAUCACCUGUGGGAAAACAUUCUUUCGGAAAUUACAAUUGAAGUAUCAUAUAAGAAGACACACUGGGGAAAGGCCAUAUUCUUGCAUCACCUGUGGGAAAACAUUCACUCGGACAUCAGUAUUGAAGCGUCAUAUAAGAAUUCAUACUGGGGAGAAGCCAUAUUCCUGUAAAAUAUGCGAACGUGGUUUCAGGACUUCUAGUAACUUAAUUGUCCACAUGAGAAGAACCCACAAGGGUUAGGUGUCAUAGAGUAAAUAUUCAGAGCAAUUUUUAAGAUUAAAAAGGCGUUGAAGCUUUCUAUAAGAUCAAACACAAAUGCUGCAACCUCUAACUGCUCCCCCGGCGCCUGGUUAAAAAAAAAUGCAAUGCCAGUUGCUUUGGAUAAAAGCGUCAGCUAAAUGAUAUGUAAUGUAAUACCCAGUCAUUAAAUGUAUAUAUUUUACUGUCAUCCCCCAAAUCUUUGUUGCAGAUUAAGGGAACAUAUCAUGCAAAUGUUUAACCUGUUUGAAAUAUAUAUUUAUCUGCCAAAUUAAUUGCCAAUCUACGAAAAUUCCUGCAAUAAAAAUGAUGGAUCUCUUAAACUGAUAAACCCUCAAA
Messenger RNA from Gasterosteus aculeatus aculeatus (three-spined stickleback), 1832 nucleotides. RefSeq lists its product as uncharacterized. The record is from RefSeq and is a predicted model, not a curated record. NCBI's taxonomy places the organism in Eukaryota, Metazoa, Chordata, Actinopteri, Perciformes, Gasterosteidae. Gene Ontology annotation, molecular function: DNA-binding transcription factor activity, RNA polymerase II-specific; RNA polymerase II cis-regulatory region sequence-specific DNA binding. Gene Ontology annotation, biological process: regulation of transcription by RNA polymerase II.